Phytophthora infestans T30-4 is the source of this 954-nucleotide messenger RNA. RefSeq lists its product as uncharacterized. The record is from RefSeq and is a predicted model, not a curated record. The transcript has a single exon. Bases 124 to 873 code for a protein of 249 amino acids. NCBI's taxonomy places the organism in Eukaryota, Oomycota, Peronosporomycetes, Peronosporales, Peronosporaceae.
AAAAUGCCCAGGAUUGGUCUCCGUGGUCUUUACGGUGGCAUGAACUAUUCCAAAACAAAGAGCCAAGCGGUGAUAUCUCCAGUCGUCGACGACAUGGAUACAUACGAAGAUGGAGAUCUGUCCAUGGGCGAGGAAGGCAACGGAUUCGGCCCUCGAUCCAGUGCGUCACUACGUCGACACUCGAACAAUGCGAUGGACUCAGCGAUCAAUAUGCGCGGCGCUGCCGUGGCGUUGAAGAUUAACGAUGUUCCGGAAGACGCAGAGUACCCAUUGCAACGCAAAAGUGCUAACUCUAUUGACGUUGGGAUGCUCAGCCGACUUGGCGUCGGACAGUUCUUCGGAGAUAGAAGCUCGAACCAGGAGCAAGACACUUUUGGUGGACCCCCCAUAGGUCAGAAGUACACGGUUCUGGGUCAGAAGCAGCAGUGGAGAAAGAAUCGCGCCGGUCGCUCACGACACAUCCAGACGAUUUCGCCUGUCGACGAUGACUGUCGAGCGGUGCGUGCUGAGGGCGACACGUACAGCUCCGGACGUGGCAGUGCGAUCCCAAGUUCGUCUUCGUCGUACUCUGAAGGCCGUUCCUCGCAUGCACCAUCAUCAUACGAGUCUUUCAGAGAGGGAACAUCGUCCUUACAGUCGGGCAGCUCAGAACGAGACAGCGACUACUCCCACGGUCGGUCUCAAUGCGAAGGCUCCAGCAGCGGCGACGACAACCAACGAUUCGUAGUGACCAAGCAGAAGAAAUCAGUAUACAGCGCCAAGCUCCAUCUGAGCGGCCAGAAACCACUCUAUCUCGGAAGAUACAGGAAUGAAGAGGCCGCAUUAGCUGCUUGCGAGAGCGCUUAUAGCGUCAUCUCUACACCUCGCAAGUGAGCACGAACGGGCUACGUGUACAUUCACAAAGCAUGCUAUCAGGACCUGAUUCAGGCGGAGUGUAAGAGCAGAGGAACACAG